Messenger RNA from Pristis pectinata (smalltooth sawfish), 1421 nucleotides. RefSeq names its product mesoderm posterior protein 2-like. The coding region runs from base 280 to 900 and encodes 206 amino acids. Gene Ontology annotation, biological process: mesoderm formation; regulation of transcription by RNA polymerase II; heart morphogenesis. Lineage: Eukaryota; Metazoa; Chordata; Chondrichthyes; Rhinopristiformes; Pristidae. Gene Ontology annotation, cellular component: nucleus. Gene Ontology annotation, molecular function: protein dimerization activity; DNA-binding transcription factor activity, RNA polymerase II-specific; RNA polymerase II cis-regulatory region sequence-specific DNA binding. The transcript is spliced from 3 exons. The record is from RefSeq and is a predicted model, not a curated record.
UUCUGGUUAUCGAGGUAAAACAGCCUCUCGUCUCCUUGAAGUUAAGUCGUCUGCCUUGGAAUUCUGUUUGUUAUUUAUUCCUUUCCCAGAAAGGCUUGUCCACUGCUCCAUGUGUUCUGGGGAAAGUAUCGGCUCAAAGCCUUUGGAAAAGAACAGCUGCUCGUGCUCCAUCAGCACGUAUCUGGCGUCUUCAACCCGGUGAGCAGCUCUCGGGAGUCAGUGAAGCCACACAGGCUGAGGAGAGGAGGGGGAGAGAGAAGAUCCCUGCAGAUAGGCAUCAUGGACGUGACUCCACAAGAGGUUCUGCACCAGGGAUACGUAACAAUCUCGGGAUAUGGGGCAGUGCUAGACUGCGGUUCUCUCAGUUCAGGGAGUAACGAAGCAACUGAUUGGAACAGCAUCAACUCGGAGACUAACCGUUCCAGUGACUCGUCCGCUGACUCCUGCCAGUACUCCCCUCAGCCUCCCCCUAGCACGACUGCUCAAGAGGCCUCCGCCAACUCGUGCAAGGUUGAGGUUCACGCAGUUCCCUCAGAAGACAAGAGCGACACGGGCCGUCAGGUUAGGAAGGUGCGACUGCGGCACUCGAGCAGGGAGAGGCAGAACGCCAGCGAGAGGGAGAAGCUGAGGAUGAGGGGCCUGGCCAAAGCCCUUCACAACCUGCGGACCUACCUCCCUCCGUCCGUGGCGCCCGCCGCCCAGAGCCUAACCAAGCUGGAGACCCUGCGGCUGACCAUCCGCUACAUCGCGCACCUGACCGAACUGCUGGCGCUGAGCGAGGAGUGCCCAUCAGCGGGCAGAGACACGGAGGGCAUGCGCCGGGUGGGAUGCCGCAAGGCUGGUGUCCGGGCAACCCGAGCCCCCCACCAGACUGUCCGUUCUAUCCAGGGGGGUCGGUGACGAACAACGGGAGUGGGCUGGCGGCUUGCCUUUCAGGAUAUCUCGCACGGUCAGAUCCAGUCCAGUUCUGUCUGUACCCAGUUCACACCCAUAACCCAGAGCAAGGAGAGGCAGCAGUUUGCUUUCGGUGAUGCACCUAAAGGGUUAGUGGUGAAGCACGAAGAGACGAACUCAAUGCCCAAGGUAGCAGCUGAAGGCUGGAGAGUGGUGAAAGCAUCUUUAUAUUGACCACAGUAUCUCCCACUCUCAAGUAGCAGACUAAAGCUGAAUGUACUGGGAAAGUGGCGUCAAACUGGAGACAAGAAAAAGUGCUAAAGUCACAUCAAAUCAGUCAAAUUGGGAAAUAGGAAAGAACUUGAAGGAAGUGAAAGUUUGUUUUGAUUUAAUAUGGAACAAAUGUGUUGGAACAUUCAAGUGUUCCAUUUAGCAAGUUGGAAAACAAAUGUAUGCUAAAAUGAAUGAUACUUAACCGAGUUCAUUGAGCAUAGGCAAGCAAUUAAGAUUGGUAUUCCAGAACAAGG